CCCACCCUCUGGUGCUCCUGCACCCACUGAAACCCCAGUUCCAAAAACUGCGCUCCCCGCCCCUGUGGCCCCAGUAGAGCCUGCUGCUGCUGAUUCUAAGGCUCCAGCUACCCCAUCUGAAGUGGCUCCAAGCCCUGCUGCUGUUUCUAAAACCCCAGCCUCAAAAACCAAGCUUCCACCCCCUGAGACCCCUAAAGCUGCCACUAAAGAGUCCAAAGCUGAAGCACGAAAGAAAAAGUCCAAGUCUGCUGGCCCUAAAGUCCCUGUUGCGGACUCUAAAGCAUCAGUUCCUAAAGUAGAGACCCCUCCCACUGUCGGUGCUGCUGGAGCCAUUGAAUCAAAAUCACCAGCUCCAGAAAACAAAACUACACCUGAAAGUCCUGCAGCGCCUGUAGUGGAGUCCAUAGCUCCAGUUCCAAAAACUGAGUUCCCCGCCCCUGUGGCUCCAGUAGAGCCUGCUGCUGCUGCUGCUACUAAGGCUCCAGUUCCAAAAACUGCGCUCCCCGCCCCUGUGGCCCCAGUAGAGCCUGCUGCUGCUGAUGAUUCUAAGGCUCCAGUUCCAAAAACAGGGCCGCCCACCCCUGUGGCUCCAGUAGAGCCUGCUUCUACUGAGGAUCCAGAAAACAAAAAUAAACCUGAAAGUCCUGCAGUGCCUGUAGUGGAGUCCAAACCUUCAGAAACACAGGCUCCACCAGCUGAACUUCCUGCGUUGCCUGCUUCUGAUGCCAAGGCGCCAGCCUCAAAAACCAAGCUUCCACCCCCUGAGACCCCUAAAGCUGCCACUAAAGAGUCCAAACCUGAAGCACAAAAGAAAAAGUCCAAGUCUGCUGGCCCUAAAGUCCCUGUUGCUGACUCUAAAGCAUCAGCUCCUAAACUAGAGACUUUUCCCACUGUGGUCCCUGCUGAGCCCAUUGCUGAAUCAAAAGCACCAGCCCCAGAAGACAAAACUACAUCUGAAACUCCUGCAGCGCCCGUAGUACAGUCCAAAACUCCUGCAGCACCCGUAGUAGAGUCCAAAACUCCAGCUUCAAAGACACAUCUGCCUCAGACUGAUGCUCCUCCGGUGCCUGUGGCUACUGGCAAAGAAUCAGCUCAAACAGAGCUGCCCGCCCCUGUGGCCCCAGUAGAGCCUUCUGCUGAUGCUAAAGCUCCAGAAACACAGGCUCCACCAGCUGAACUUCCUGCGUUGCCUGCUUCUGAUGCCAAGGCGCCAGUCUCAAAAACCAAGCUUCCACCCCCUGAGACCCCUAAAGCUGCCACUAAAGAGUCCAAAACUGAAGCACAAAAGAAAAAGUCCAAGUCUGCUGGCCCUAAAGUCCCUGUUGCGGACUCUAAAGCAUCAGCUCCUAAACUAGAGACUGUUCCCACUGUGGUCCCUGCUGAGCCCAUUGCUGAAUCAAAAGCACCAGCCCCAGAAGACAAAACUACAUCUGAAACUCCUGCAGCGCCCGUAGUACAGUCCAAAACUCCUGCAGCGCCCGUAGUAGAGUCCAAAACUCCUGCAGCGCCCGUAGUAGAGUCCAAAACUCCAGCUUCAAAGACACAUCUGCCUCAGACUGAUGCUCCUCCGGUGCCUGUGGCUACUGGCAAAGAAUCAGCUCAAAAAACAGAGCUGCCCGCCCCUGUGGCUCCAGUAGCGCCUUCUGCUGAUGCUAAGGCUCCAGCACCAGAAAAUAAAACUACAUCUGAAACUCCUGCAGCGCCCAUAGCAGAGUCCAAACCUUCAGCUCCAGAAAAGAUGACUGAUUCUAAAAGGCCUGCAGUGCCUGUUGUGGAGUCGAAAGCUCCAGCUUUUCUUUCUGGCUCACUGGUUGUACAAGCUGAUGCUGUAGUUGAUAGAGCUCUGAGCCAGCCUGAUAUAGAAAGUGGCUCCGCAAUGCUUGCUACUAACAUUCAGUGUUUAGUGCCUGAUAAGUUAUGUGCUGUAGAUGUAGUAGAUGCUCCCAUUGGUGUUUCUGAAGGGACUGUAGUUCAGGAUUUGAGAUUCCAUGGUGCGGUUUCUCCAAAUGACUGGGCACUACAGGAAACGGUGCACAAAAAUUGUUCACCAUUUGAGGUGUCAUCUGUAGAGGUAGAAUUCACACCUGAAAAUAUAUUGCCAGGCACUUGUGAAACUCCUACUGAUGAGUUUUACCCAGCAGAGGAAUAUUUUGCUCCAUUUCCAGGGAUAUUUGAUUCAAAGCAUAUGCUACCAAUCUGUGUGCUGCCCUUACAGGAAGCAUUUGAUACAGAAUCAGUGAUCUUGGCCCCGGCAGCCCCCUCUGAGGAGGCGGAGGCCCCGGCAGCCCCCUCUGAGGAGGCGGAGGCCCCGGCAGCCCCCUCUGAGGAGGCGGAGGCCCCGGCAGCCCCCUCUGAGGAGGCGGAGGCCCCGGCAGCCCCCUCUGAGGAGGCGGAGGCCCCGGCAGCCCCCUCUGAGGAGGCGGAGGCCCCGGCAGCCCCCUCUGAGGAGGCGGAGGCCCCGGUAAUAGAGGGCCAUUUACUAAUAGAGACCCUAGCUGCUCAACCAGUGGACGACUCUUCUGUAGUGUUCCAUAAUGUGGCUCCAGCUAUUUCCUUUGAAGAUGUUGUUCAGUCAUCUCUACUUGAGGUGAUUCCAACAGAAGACGCUGCUGUUUCUGAGGAGACCCCUCCAUUAGACAGUGCAACUCCUCUAGUCCUUGAAGUCCCAGCAAAGGAGGAGGCCCCUACCAUUGGGCCUGUGGAGGGUACGGCUGCAGUCACUGAGAAAUUGCUUCCUUGUUCCCAGUCUGUACAAGAUACUGAGAUAAAAACCACGGAAAUGGCUUUUGGUGAAACAUUAGAUAUGAUAAAACCUAUUAAUGAAUCUGGUCAGAAAUCUGAGGCCUAUUCUGAGGGGCUAGGAAAGGAUGUGAUGUUAUCCCCUGAGGUAACCUUGAAUGAGGGGUAUGAGGAUUUAAAUCAAUCUCUUUCUACAGACUCUGUAAAUGAAAAUAUAUCCAAUGAGCCAAAGCACGCUGGCUCUCCAGUUUCUGUGCCUGAAAGUGUUGGGUCAUUUUCUGUGGAGGAAUCUGCCCGGCCGGCCUCUCUUAUGAUGAUUUGUGCCACUUCCCUUCUUAUGUCUGCUUCCGCUACCCCAGAUAACAGUAGUGACCUGACCCCUUCUAAAGACCUUUCAUUCUCUGCUGCUUCUAAUCUCUGUUCUUCUCCUAUUCUUCUAGCUAAUAAAGUUGAGAAAGUGUCUCAGGGUUCUGCUCCAGAGCUAGAUAUCCAAAGUCCUGCAAAAGAGCUAACCCCUCCUCCUGCUGUGCCUUCUGUACCUCUUGCUUCUGUUUCUUCACCUCUUGUCUCAAAAACGCCUGCCUCGCCACCUGCCCCUGUUGUUGUUGAAGAGGAGGAAUUGCCCCCUCUGAUUCCAGCAGAGGUUCCCACUAAGGAAGUGGUGUUUCAGCCGGUCACGGUGGACCUUGCCUCCCCUAAACCACCUGUAGCUGCUCCUGUGAAGGAGCCAAUUCUGAAGAACGACAAGGGGUCUGGGACAGAAUCCGACAGUGAUGAUUCUCCUCCAGAGCUGGAACAGGACACACAAACCUCUACACAGCAGGCACAGCUGGCAGCAGCAGCAGAAAUAGACGAGGAACCUGUCAGCAAAGCAAAACAGAGCAGGAGUGAAAAGAAAGCAAGAAAGGCUAUGUCAAAGUUGGGGCUUCGCCAGGUCACCGGAGUUACACGAGUCACUAUCCGAAAAUCUAAGAACAUUUUGUUUGUCAUAACAAAGCCAGACGUAUACAAGAGCCCAGCAUCAGAUACCUAUAUUGUCUUUGGAGAAGCUAAGAUUGAAGAUCUCUCACAACAAGCCCAAUUGGCUGCUGCAGAAAAGUUCAAGGUACAAGGAGAAGCAGUCUCAAACAUACAGGAAAACACACAGACUCCCACAGUACAGGAGGAAAGCGAAGAGGAAGAGGUUGAUGAGACUGGAGUAGAAGUGAAGGACAUUGAACUCGUAAUGUCACAAGCUAAUGUGUCCAGGGCGAAGGCUGUGCGUGCUCUCAAGAACAACAGCAACGACAUUGUAAACGCCAUCAUGGAGUUGACGAUGUGAGUGUCCCUCAGAGUGAACUCAUUUGGUCUUGCUCUUGGGUCGGUGCAGCUGAAAUUGAGAUUUAUACUAUUUCUAUUGAUUUAAUAAAGUUGUGGCUUAUUGUUGGUGA
Molecule: messenger RNA, 4169 nt
Organism: Hyla sarda
Lineage: Eukaryota; Metazoa; Chordata; Amphibia; Anura; Hylidae
Gene: NACA
Product: nascent polypeptide associated complex subunit alpha
Exons: 34
Coding region: 1739-4060 (773 amino acids)
Biological process (GO): protein targeting to membrane
Cellular component (GO): nascent polypeptide-associated complex; cytoplasm
Source: RefSeq, a predicted model, not a curated record